Symbiodinium sp. CCMP2456 is the source of this 1281-nucleotide messenger RNA. The record is from the annotation of a GenBank genome assembly. Lineage: Eukaryota; Dinophyceae; Suessiales; Symbiodiniaceae.
AUGCAAUUCACGACCUCCCAUGUGCUUGGAACGGUUCCAUACCGAUGGGAGUCGCAAGCCCGGACUUACACCCACGCACAGCUUCUUGAGGUGGAGUUCGAUUCUCUGAAUGUCGUUGUGCUCGACGGGCCCCUCCUUCAUGAUGGCGGCGUGUGUGCCGAGGAGAAAGCUGCAGCCGUGAAGGUUCACCUCGAAAUGUGCAGUGAUCAGAAGGGGCUACUGAUGCACGAGCUGGGAAAGCAAGGAAAGGCGGCCCUGGUGCGGGAGACUGAAGAGGAGUGGGAGCUCUUGGUUCCACACAACCUCCUGUCUCAGCUUAGCUUCUCGGAAAGGGUCAUCGCACGUUGGCGCAGGCACCGGACACUGCCAGUGUCAAGCCAUUGGCAAGAUGCUGAGCAAGCCGGAACAGACCUUUGGAAGCUGUGGGAUGAUACUGUUGAGACCCCAUGUAUUCCCGACCUCGAUCUGUCAUGGCAAGAAAGUGGGAGCGUGGGCACGAACGAGCUCAUGGAAAUCAGCGGCGCCUGCCAGAAGGUACAACCUGGCACGAAGCAGACGGUCGGGAACAUGGUGAUCCAGCGCAUCGUCCACAAGGAACACUGCGCAGUUUGGUCUGCGCAAGUGGGUACCGACCCGGUCAUGUUCGUGGCAUCGCAGGUGGUCCUCGCCACGCCGGAGCCUCCAGAGGCAGUGCUGUGGGCUCUGUAUUCUGCCGAGGAGAUCGGGGGGCAUGCGAGCCUCGCUUCGGACCUCCUGUUCGAGACAACCAUUUCUGACAUCAUUAUUCCAAUCAGUCUCAUGCUGGACUUGUUUUUGGUGUUUGUCAUGCAGCAUUCGAUAUUGUUGUGCGAGGCUUAUGACGUUGUCAUAUUCGCAUGUAUGAACAGAGCGACUGAAGUGGGAUGGUGGCUCGUUUUCAGCCUACGAGGCCUGUCUCUGUUCUUUGAUCUGGGAUACUUGAACGCGUUGCAGGUGCAAGAGGCCACCGGAGCUCUUUGCGAUUUCCUCUACUGCCGCAUCCACCUUGUCACAGGCGUGACGGAUCGGGACAUGGUGCAGGAGCGCUUUCUGCUCCGCCUCGCAGACCGAGGCUAUGCCAUAGCCAUCCGUGCCUGCAGUGAUGGCCAGUCCCGUGCUUUGGGGCUCUGGGCUCAAUCCACAGCAUGCUUCGUGGCCAGGUACAUCAUCCAGCCGAAUCCGGCAGGCGUCCUGGUGACCGGCGUCUCCCAGACGGACCUCGGGGGCAACGUGCCGCUGUGGUUCCAGGGCCUUGUCAAGAAG